AUGUUGAACUCAAUACUUCCAGUCUUUGAAGAAGAUAUAUUCUUGAAAUUGCGGCCGUUUCCAGCUGAACCAACAAACUUGUACGCCAAACAUUGGCAUGAGGUGUUGGGUUCAUUUCUUUUUUACUUCUUGAUCAACAAGCUAUCACCGUUGUUUUCUAAGCGUUAUCUUGGAAGGCUGUAUACUGACUUGUCCGUGAAAACCAGAAUCAACUUUGAUAUUCAUGUUGUGGGCAUGGUGCAAUGCUUAAUUUCAAUAGCCAUUCUCUUACCAAUGUGGAACCACAAAAAUUGGAGCAAUCGGGUUGAUGAUGUUCACAGCUCUAUCUUUGGGUACACCCCGUAUGGUGGUUUUGUUUCUUCGAUGACGGUUGGCUACUUUGCGUGGGAUUUGAUGGUCUGCGUCCAGUAUUUCCGGCUUUUCGGCAUUGGAUUUUUACUUCACGCAUUUGCAGCUCUUUACGUUUUCAUCUGUGCUUUAAGGCCAUAUAGCAUGCCUUGGGCUCCAGCGUUUUUGCUUUUUGAGUUGAGUAGUCCGUUUGUCAAUAUUAAUUGGUUCGCAUCCAGGUUACCUCAGGGCACUUUCAGUGAAAAGACCAUUUUAAUUAACGGUCUUUUAUUGCUUUUCACUUUUUUCUCUGUUAGAAUUGCAUGGGGGUUCUAUGCUGUUUCAUUGAUAGCCUAUGAUAUGUUCCGUGUUAGAUCUGAAGCUCCCAUUUUCCUUCCGCUUUCCAUCUUGGGGCUCAAUCUUGUGUUGGACGUAUUGAACGUAUACUGGUUUUCGAAGAUGUUACGUAUUGCUUACAAAAAGCUCACUGGAACAGACUCUACAAAGAAGCUUACAAAUGACGCUACUGAGAAAGUUCAAUAG
Molecule: messenger RNA, 870 nt
Organism: Priceomyces carsonii
Lineage: Eukaryota; Fungi; Ascomycota; Pichiomycetes; Serinales; Debaryomycetaceae
Exons: 1
Coding region: 1-870 (289 amino acids)
Biological process (GO): lipid homeostasis
Cellular component (GO): membrane; endoplasmic reticulum
Source: RefSeq, a predicted model, not a curated record